AUGGCUGUGGUCUGCAUGACAAUGACAUGCUAUAUCAUGGAUAUAAGAAAAAAAGACAGCUCGAAUACGCAUCCUGGUCUCUUUGACUAUUUCGACUCAUAUUAUGUUGCAGCUAGUCAUCCAGUAAUCAGUAACGAUCGCCAACACCUUCGGCUUUGCUCGGAAUGCCAGAACGGUGUUUGCACUCCAUUCCGUUCCUCUGAUAUUAGCGUGUGCUGUCACUCUUCUAGUGCUUUUUGUGGUCCAGGGAGCAGCGUAGAACUGGAUGGCCUACUGGCUAGAGACUGCUCAAAACUCCCUUGCAGCCAAGGGUAUGAGUGCUCCUUGGCACCUUCGGGUGGUCGAGUUUGUUGCUCGUUAGCGGAAUGUCCCAACGGACAACGGGCGCGUUCAGUUUGUGCGGCUGGGUGUCGACGAGAUGAGAAGUGCGAAUUGAUACAUGGACAACGAUGGUGUUGCCCAGCUUUGACACAAAAAUGCCCCGAUGGUAGAGUUAGGUGA
Strongylus vulgaris is the source of this 501-nucleotide messenger RNA. Lineage: Eukaryota; Metazoa; Nematoda; Chromadorea; Rhabditida; Strongylidae. The record is from the annotation of a GenBank genome assembly.